UGGAAUUGAAGCCGUUCUGUAGCUAUGGCUAGCUUCAGAACGAAUAGGAAGCUCUUUUGGAUCUCGAACGGGUUUAUCGUCAUCUUCUCGGUCAUCUUCAUGGGUGUGGGGUCUGCUACUCUUCAAUAUGGCAAGGCGUUCGCGUCCAAGGUGGAGCAAUAUUGUUCCAACGAAUGUGCGCAGUCGUCGGAACAAGUUGUGGGCUGCAACUGCGAAAGCAGCUCAAAGUCAACGAUCCCCAUGAACUUCUUCUUAGCUCCGUCGAUAGGGGUGAUCGUGAUAGGUGUCCUGCUGUUUCUGUGUGCGAUCCUGGGGUACUCAGGCUCCAUAUGGAUCAGCAGGAAACAGCUAGCAUGCUAUGCUGUUGCCAUGCCGCUCGUCAUCUUGUUGCAAUUCUGCUUCGGGUGCGCAGCUAUUGCUGUAGCGACAGGAAGCAGCGCGUCAGUUGCAGGAGGAUUGUAUGACGUGCUAGACAGCACUGCAGGGAGGAUGUUCGACUGGAGUCAAUUCUCUACGAUCUUCCCAGCAAAAUGUUAUGCAGGUCUGCAGUUGGGGUUCAGUUUCCAUGACGUGUCUUGA
This is a messenger RNA of Guillardia theta CCMP2712, 579 nucleotides long. RefSeq lists its product as hypothetical. Bases 25 to 579 code for a protein of 184 amino acids. The record is from RefSeq and is a predicted model, not a curated record. Lineage: Eukaryota; Cryptophyceae; Pyrenomonadales; Geminigeraceae. The transcript is spliced from 5 exons.